CUAUCAAAAGCGUUUGAUACGGUCAAUCACGCCAUUCUCUUCAGAGACAUUUUAACAUCUGGUCUCUCUGACAACACCAAGAGAUGGCUAGUGAACUACAUGUGUGGUCGACAGUCAUUUGUGGAGUUUAGGAACCAGAGAUCUAAAUCUCGUAGAAUUAAACAGGGAGUACCCCAAGGUGGAGUUCUUUCGCCGAUCCUGUUUAAUUUCUACAUGUCUAAACUCCCAACACCCCCGGACGGCGUCCAAAUAAUAUCUUACGCCGAUGACUGCUCGAUAUUGGCCACGGGCAAUAGUAUUGAUGACCUUUGCGGCUUGAUAAACAGUUACCUAUGUGAUCUUUCCAGCUUCUUCCAUUUAAGGAAUUUAAAAAUAUCGCCUACGAAAUCCUCAGCAACUCUCUUCACCACCUGGACUAAGGAAGUAGGGCUAGAACUGGAUGUGACAGUCGAUGGCGAAAAAAUUCCGACGGUAAAUCACCCCAAAAUACUUGGUGUCACAUUCGAUAGCCUCCUUAUGUCCUCAGCGCACACCACUGCAAUCUGCAACAAGAUGCGAAGUAGAAACAAGGUACUCAAGUCUCUAGCCGGCAGCACUUGGGGAAUGGAUAAAGAAACCUUGUUGACUACCUACCAAACGAUUGGCCGGUCAGUGGUAAACUACGCAGCGCCAGUGUGGACACCUAGAGUUAGCGACACGCAAUGGAAGAAGCUUCAAAGCUGUCAAAACGCAGCCCUAAGAACGGUGACAGGCUGCAUUCAAAUGACAUGCGAAGAACAUCUGCAUGACGAAACGAAGAUGCUUUCAGUUAAGGAACAUAACAUCAUGCUGUCAAAGCAGUUCCUACUGGGAUGUCAUCGGAGGGGCCACCCUAACCACCAUUUAACGGAGUUAGAACCCCCCCCGAGGCAUGUCAGGAAAGAUCUUCGUAUGUAUGAGAGUGACAUCCAAGAACACCUGGAUGAUAUAGAGGACGAAAGCUCAUACAGGACAGCUUUGAAUACUAUCCAUCAACAGGCGGUGGAAGACUCCAUCAAUUCCCACCGAGAUAGUAUAAUACUGGGAGGCCGUCCCCCACCCGUUGCAAACGAGGAACGAAACCUACCACGUCGUACUAGAGUGGUUUUGGCACAACUAAGAUCCGGAUGGUGUACCCGUUUAAACUCGUACUGGUCGAGAAUAAACGACACCAUUCAAGAUCUUUGUCCUGCAUGUGGAACAGGCCCACACAAUGUUCAACACCUUUUUAACUGCAUGGCAAAUCCAACUCAGUUGGAACCUGAAUCCCUUUGGACUCAGCCGUUGGAUGCGGCUCGUCUACUGGGUUUAGAUCUAACGGAGUUGGAUAACCAGAGCGAAGAAGAAGAAGAGUAG
Messenger RNA from Lucilia sericata (common green bottle fly), 1374 nucleotides. RefSeq lists its product as uncharacterized. Bases 100 to 1374 code for a protein of 424 amino acids. The record is from RefSeq and is a predicted model, not a curated record. NCBI's taxonomy places the organism in Eukaryota, Metazoa, Arthropoda, Insecta, Diptera, Calliphoridae. The transcript has a single exon.